This is a messenger RNA of Protopterus annectens (West African lungfish), 657 nucleotides long. Its product is annotated as dehydrogenase/reductase SDR family member 4-like. The transcript has a single exon. Lineage: Eukaryota; Metazoa; Chordata; Ceratodontiformes; Protopteridae. The record is from RefSeq and is a predicted model, not a curated record. Bases 1 to 657 code for a protein of 218 amino acids. Gene Ontology annotation, molecular function: carbonyl reductase (NADPH) activity.
AUGGCGUGGCACUUGGCACAAGAAGGUGCCCAUAUUGUAAUAAGCAGUCGAACACAGGAACAUGUUGAUACAGCACUGGCACAGCUGAAGUCUGAAGGUCUUAAUGUUUCAGGAAUUGUUUGCCAUGUAGGAAAUGAAGAUCACCUAGAAAGGCUAGUCAAGGUGCCUGUUGAAAAGUAUGGUGGGAUUGAUAUUUUUGUGUCUAAUGCAGCAACAAACCCCUUUGUAGGCAAUAUGCUGGAUUGCAGCAAGGAAACAUGGAACAAGAUACUUGAUGUAAAUCUGACAGCAGUCUUCCUCUUAAUAAAACUUACUGUUCUUCAUAUGGAGAAACGAGGUGGUGGUGCCAUUGUGUUAAUAUCCUCUAUUGCUGGUUACAAUUCCACACUGGGUGUUGGUCCAUAUUGUGUAAGCAAGACUGCCCUUUUAGGACUGACCAAGGUCCUGGCUUCUGAGUUUGGUCACAUGAAUAUUCGUGUGAACUGUUUUGCACCUGGACUCAUUAAGACAAGAUUCAGUACACAUCUGUGGCAAAAUACAGAUCUAAUGAAAGGGGUAAAUAGAAAAUUGCCUUUGAAGAGGUCUGGGAACCCGGAAGAGUGUGCUGGUGCAGUGUCUUUUCUUUGCGCAUCUGAUGCUUCCUAUAUCAUUGGGUAG